Molecule: messenger RNA, 1021 nt
Organism: Pygocentrus nattereri (red-bellied piranha)
Lineage: Eukaryota; Metazoa; Chordata; Actinopteri; Characiformes; Serrasalmidae
Gene: msrb1b
Product: methionine sulfoxide reductase B1b
Exons: 4
Molecular function (GO): peptide-methionine (R)-S-oxide reductase activity
Source: RefSeq, a predicted model, not a curated record
GGAAUAUUUUUGUCCCAGUGUUCUGGUCGCUGAAGUGGUCUGGACCCACGCAAAGUGAGCUAAAAUAUUAAACUUUUUUUACAUCGAUUCUUUAAGUACAAAAUGUCUUUUUGUUCUUUUUUCGGAAGGGAAGUAUAUAGAGAUCAUUUUAAACCAGGAAUAUAUGUUUGCUCCCAAUGUGGACACCCGCUGUUUUCAAGCAGGUCCAAAUAUGAACAUUCCUCUCCAUGGCCUGCCUUCACUGAGACCAUCCAUGAAGACAGUGUAACCAAAAUGAUGGAAACACUCACAGCCUAUAAGGUUCUGUGUGGCAAGUGUGGCAAUGGACUAGGCCAUGAGUUUGUGAAUGAUGGCCCAGAUGAAGGCUUAUCGCGUUUCUGAAUUUUUAGCCACUCACUGAAGUUUGUCCCCAAAGAUAAGGUUGCCAAACACUAAGGUGAGGCAAGGGUCUAAGAAGCUCUUCUGUAGCUGCUGUUGUUCGCACAAAAAGGGAUGCUCAACUGAUGAAGUGGACAGGAAAAGGUCCAAUGGGAGAUCCUGUGCACAGAUGUUUGUGACCAUCCUGUUUAAUGACCACUGUAAUAAGUGAUUUAGCACAAAUGUGAAUACAAAAAAAGCUAAUGAAUUAAAAAAUAAACCUUAAACGAUCAUAGAUAUUUUCUGAUCAUAGAUGUUUUCAUAUUAUACGUUUACCAAAAGUUUAAUUUAUGUGAAUGGUGAUGAUAUUCUAAUUCUGACAUGAAAUGUUGCUCAAACUAUGCAGUACUAUAGAGGUGGACAAAUUGUUUGACACCGUAUAACCUAUUAAAUUAUGUCAUGUGGCUUCUCAAAAGAUGAAUUUUUUUUUAAUGGUACUACACAGUGGGACAGCGGGAUUUCAAGUCAUUGUGGAAUUUUAUUCUCUGUAGGCUUGGUGUUUAAGGCCUGCCACAUACUGUAAUGAGUUUCAAGCUUCACUGAAGUACAGUAAAACAAUUUGCAAAAUGCUUCUCUUGAAUCAAUAAAAAGUUUAAAAAUGUCA